AGACAAACCCAUCUUACAUUCGCAGUUUGCUAAAAUCCUUAAAACCCAUCACCAUGUCUCUCUUCAGAACUCUCCUUAAACCCCAAAACCCUCACCAACCUCUCUCAUUCUCCUCCAUCUUCCUCAGACCCCUCACCUCACUCGAACCCACAAUCUCAACCAAACCCACAAAGCCUCUAUCCCUCGUAUUCAAAGAGGCCGUCGGACUAUCCCCGAAACCCGAAUCCUCCUCCGACACCGAAACCAACGACGACCCACUCAAACAGAGCCUGAGGGAGCUCAAACAAGAGUUCAAGACCCACCCAAAUGCCGCCCAAAUCAAUUCCAAGGCUGGCAGAAACAAACCCGAGAAUCCAAAGAGUCGGAUCAGCUUGUACGCCGUGUAUACGAAUAAGACGGCUGAGGGUGAGACGGGGAAGAAGGUGAUCAGAGAGAGUUCGGAGGUGUGUAAAGAGUUGUCGCCGGAAAUGAAGAUGGUGGUGAGCUAUUUGUACAAAGAAGGCUACUUUUCCAAUGCUACAUUCUCAUCUUUGUUUAAAGAUAAGUUGGACUUUGAUUGCUUUAAUAAUAGAUAUAGCCGUGGGUAUAUUAAGUAUGCUGCGGAGAAGUUUGGCAAAGACAAGCAGGAAAUUGUAAAAUGGUUAUCAGGGAGCGACUUGAAAAAGGUGGCUCUCCUUGGUUGUCCUUCACUUGUAAAAAAUAGUGUUUUUGCUGCUAAAAGAUUGCGCAAAUUCUUUGAAAUACCAGAAGAAACUGUUUGUUCAAAUUGUGUCUUGCGAGAAUCUUGCAAGUUUGUGAACAGAAGUGUGUGGGCUCCAACCAAAACCACGAAUGUGGGGAGAGGGAAUCCCAAGAAUUUAUACCUGGCUGAUGUUAUGCUUACUAUAAUGUCAUAUGCUUUGGAAUCUGUGCCUCCGCAGCUGGUUGUGACGGAGGAUAUAAAGACUUCUGUUGGUCGAUUGCUAAAGGAGAUUUUGAAGAUGAGUCAGACUACUACAGGAGGCACACUAGAUUGUUCAGAGUAGGACUGCAGGUCUACAGGAUUGAAGAAAAUGAACCAAUUUCGGUAAAGUUUUCGACAACUGGAUUGAGCAUGCACAAGUCCGUGAAUUUGAUUUAUAGAUGUCAUGUUUGAUGUUCUAUAUGCUUGUCUUGAUCUAUGCUCUACCUAAGGCCAAAGACUUGAAGCUAAUCUAUGACUAAUGCAAUUUCCGGAGGUAACUUGUCCUCUGUAGAAACCAUAAUCCAGUAUCCCCGUGUUAAUGUGAAACUGUUAUGUUGGAUCAGUUGGAUGGAUCACAUAUUCUUUCCUUA
Molecule: messenger RNA, 1314 nt
Organism: Argentina anserina (silverweed cinquefoil)
Lineage: Eukaryota; Viridiplantae; Streptophyta; Magnoliopsida; Rosales; Rosaceae
Exons: 4
Coding region: 54-1025 (323 amino acids)
Cellular component (GO): cytoplasm
Molecular function (GO): mRNA binding
Source: RefSeq, a predicted model, not a curated record